CAUUUCGUUUUUGUUAGUCUUACGAAUUGUUUCUUAUUUGUGAAAGCUCGUCGAACGGAAGCAAAUCUCGCUUUUUUACCCUUUUGAAAAAUAAAGGAAAAAGUUCGUAAAAAGCGAAAAAGCCCAUCGAAUUAAGCCCGAACGUAAGUGGAAGAAGAUCAUAUACCAAAAUGGUUGCCGUUAGCAUUGAUUCCGUCAUUGACAUUUCGGCCGCGGAUCAGUCCACGGCCGCGUCGGGUGUGGCCAUAAAAGACGAGCUACCAAACGGCGACUAUAUUCUGGUUGCCGUUGACAUAGAUACAACUGGACGCCGUCUCAUCGACGAGAUUGUCCAACUGGCCGCUUACACCCCGACCGAUCAUUUCGAGCAAUACAUUAUGCCGUAUAUGAAUCUAAAUCCGGCUGCCCGUCAGCGUCAUCAGGUUCGCGUUAUUUCGAUUGGAUUUUUUCGUAUGCUGAAGUCGAUGCAGACCUACAAGAUCAUCAAAUCUAAAUCAGAGGUCGCUGCGCUAAAAGACUUCCUUGACUGGCUGGAUCAGUUAAAAUCGAAGAAUCCGAAUACGGAUGGCAUUGUCCUACUUUACCAUGAGGAGCGCAAAUUUAUACCCUAUAUGAUUUUGCAAUCCCUCGUCAAGUAUGGCAUGCUCGAUAGAUUCACCAAGACAGUCAAGUCUUUUGUAAAUAGCUUCAAUCUGGCCAAGUCCUCAAUUGGCGACACCAAGCACUAUAGCCUUCGGAAUCUAUCGAAGAUACUGAGCAAGGCCAAGGAGGACAACGCCAGAGUCGAUAAUGAUAAUGAGGCAGAUAGUAACAGUAGCAGCGCUGAUAAGCAUGUAAAGAAUGGACUCCAAAAGGAGCGAGAUGAGUUCGAUGGCAGUGCCAGCGUCCGCGCCAAGCUGACCUUUAAUGUGGCUCUGCAGCUGAGCAACUUGGACAGCACCGAGCCAGAGUCCUCGGAGGCCUUGAGCAAUCUGUUUAAUGCACUCAAGCCCUUCACCGAGGCCAUUAGCGGUGAUGUCAAAGAGCUGGACACACAGAAUGUGCACCUGGAACGUCAAAAUUCGUUCCGUCCCGUAUUCUUGAACUAUUUCAAGACCACGCUCUAUCAUCGCGUGCGUGCCGUCAAAUUUCGCAUUGUGCUGGCCGAGAAUGGCUUCGAUUUAACCACAUUGAAUGAUAUUUGGACUGAGAAGCGUAUCGAAGGACUGGAUGCGGCCCUGCAGGGCAUUGCCAGCCUGAAGGCCGAGGAUAAAAAUGAGCUGGUCGAGCUGCUAGACAGUUUCUUUGAUCCAGCCAAGGUUACCAUCAAGCCGAUCAUCAAACCCAGCACAAUACGUCGUCGCAAUAAACGCAAUACGCCCGCCCACAAGCCGGGCGUCGGCAGCGGUUCACGUUCCGCUAGCGAUGAAUUCGGCGCCGGCGGGGACAAAUCACAAAGUGUCUCUUCUGUGCCAGAUUCUACCACCAAAACACCGUCGCCCAUCAAAAACGGCGGCCGUCCACAGCGCAAACGCAAUUCGCGUCCAAGCCUUCACACUAAGGAGGUGAAGUCCGCCGAGUCGGCACUGAACAAUACGGCUCCGGCUAGCAUCUCCUUGCCCAACUACGUGCCCAUUGCGGCCACCAACUAAGGGGGCGCGGCGCAAUCAACCACAUUCAGAAAAAUCUAAAAUAGAUGAUAAAAUCCACACAAAAUUGUCACAAAGGAAUCCAAAAAAAGAAUGAAAAAAAUACAACUGCGAACUGUUUUCCUUUUUGAAGAACGGCACAGAUUAGAAACAAAUUAGUCCAAAUUCAAGUGUAAGCGUAAAUUUCAAGUUGGUUUUUUUUUGCAACAUGUACACGUGACUAUCUAGAGUAUAUGUGAAAGGACAUGUUAGUGAAUGGAUCUGAAUAUGAAUAUGAAUAUAAAUAUAUAUAAGCGAGAAUAUGCAUAUAUAUAUGGAAUGUAAUGCAUGUCAUCUUGGUAAAUGUACACACGAAAAGCUAUCGUUCCCGAAACGAGACGAACCGAAUCGAAUCGAUAUAUAUACUGCGAUUGGCUGCAAGAAAUUGGGCAAAUCACAACAAGAUACGAAAUGUACACGAAAUAUAAUUAUGAUAUUUACGGUGCAAGUAAACCCAAACUCUGGAAGUUCGUGCUUGGGCUACUGCUGAACACACACAAUCCACAUACACGGUAACUGCGCAAUUUGGAUGCACCUAAUCUUCUGAAAAGAUCCGAGAUCUGGACUCUAUAUAUGGUGAAAAGGAGAGAUCAACCAUAUAUAUAUAUAAAAUCAUAUAACACACACUGUAUAAUUGAAUAUGCUAUCAAAUAUCGUUGCGUUCAGGCAUAGUUUUCCAAAAUAUAUGAAUUACGGACACGAUUGGAAAAAUA
Messenger RNA from Drosophila virilis, 2380 nucleotides. RefSeq names its product maternal protein exuperantia (gene exu). The record is from RefSeq and is a predicted model, not a curated record. Gene Ontology annotation, molecular function: RNA binding; protein homodimerization activity. Gene Ontology annotation, biological process: bicoid mRNA localization. NCBI's taxonomy places the organism in Eukaryota, Metazoa, Arthropoda, Insecta, Diptera, Drosophilidae.